AUGUCUGGUUCUAUUAAAUGUAUUUUUGUUGCUCUUAAAUUCGUCUUUAUACUACUUUCUGUUCGGAAGUUUGGCUGUAUUGUAAAUGAGUUUACACAGACCAGUACGGUCACAAAGCAAGACCUCAGGCUAUUUGAGAAACUUAGCAAGAAGUUGAAAAAAGCAGACGCAGACAUACAUUUUCUAAAAAAUUGUAGAAUUUUCGGCGUUUUCCCUAAAUUUAUUACAUUUAAAUUACCUAACGUGAGUUCAAGUGAUACAUAUGCCAUAAGAAGCCGACUAUUAAAGAGCCAAAUCAACAAGAGAUACAAAGAACGAGCAACUAUUAAGCUGAAGUUUGAAGCGAUAUCCAGAAGCAUCAAAUCAAAACUUAAUUUAAUUCAACUAUAUACAUUACACAAGGCAGUAAAACGAAAUGUGGACAAGUACAUGAAGACAGUCAUUGAAAAGCACGAGGCCAAAUUAUCCAGAAUUACGAAAAACGUGAGGAUACCAUAUGACACGAAAGACACGAUCACUAACAUCUCUUCAUACACGCCUACGCCAGAACAAAUGAACCUAUUGAAAAUUGGAUUAGGAUUUUCUAUUCGACCAGGAAAAAUAAGCAAGAGUGACAUCCUUACUUGUUUCGAGUCAAUUUGUCGUCAAAUGGUAAAACAUCUAUGCGACACUAACAAAUCAGCUGAAAUAAAAGCGCAUUUGUCUGGUUUAGCACAUACAUACGUGAAUUCAUACAAACCAUCACAGAAAGAUAUCAGGAACAUAAGAAUACUUAAGGAAUUAAAGAAAAAUAAGGAAAUCGUUAUAACAAAACCAGACAAAGGAAACGGAAUCAUUAUUUUAGACCGUUCGAUGUACAAUGCUUGUAUAAACAACAUUAUAGAAGAUCAAACGAAAUUCGUUAAAAUCAACACUGACCCUACACUCAAACAAGAAGGAAGUUUACACCGUUUUCUUAGGAGUAUACAUAAAACUGGAGAGCUUGACGCAGACACUUACAAACGAAUUUACCCGAAGGGUUCCAUACCGGCAAUAAUAUAUGGUUUAACGAAAGUACACAAAGCAUUUGGUGAUGAUGGUUUACCAAAUACUAGACCAAUCAUCUCGUCAUUUGGAACCUACAACUACGAACUAGCCAAAUAUUUAAGCGAACUGAUACAACCACAUAUACCAGAGGAAUACACCGUUACCGACACGUUUACAUUCGUCAAAACCAUCAAGGACAAUAAGCCUAUAUAA
Messenger RNA from Anneissia japonica, 1239 nucleotides. RefSeq lists its product as uncharacterized. NCBI's taxonomy places the organism in Eukaryota, Metazoa, Echinodermata, Crinoidea, Comatulida, Comatulidae. The record is from RefSeq and is a predicted model, not a curated record. Bases 1 to 1239 code for a protein of 412 amino acids. The transcript is spliced from 2 exons.